Molecule: messenger RNA, 1027 nt
Organism: Eremomyces bilateralis CBS 781.70
Lineage: Eukaryota; Fungi; Ascomycota; Dothideomycetes; Eremomycetales; Eremomycetaceae
Exons: 1
Coding region: 188-622 (144 amino acids)
Source: RefSeq, a predicted model, not a curated record
AAGCUUUUCAACGGAAAAGACAUACUUUUGCAUCAUGGCCGACUGGUUCACGGCAUCACCCUACCGAAUGGACGAAAAACUUCGUGCCAGAAUUGCAUUUGACAGAAGCUAAAGUGUUCACGUUCACCGCCUUGCGAUUCUUGCGUCACUAGAGGCACGGAAUGCAUUCUCCAGGAUCUAUCGAGCAAUGCCAAUUCGAAUGCGACAGACUGCUCAUUUUUCAAAAAGGACCCGAAACGCUGCAUCUGCUCUAUCCAGCAGCUCACCAACGACCCACUACAGUCCAGAAUGCUCCGCCCAAGUGUCCAUAUCUUCAUCCCGACCGUCUGGAGAUGAUCGAAGCAUCGAUACCCAACCACCGGAGCUCCCUCUCAAUAACAUCCAGCACCUACCUCCAAAUCUAACGAGACUGAACAGAGGCUUAUAUGCUCUCAGUCUUCCUCCUGAAUUGCCACCACCCAGAGACAUUCAUCAGCCUAAGCCAGCACGAAUCAACUUGCUAGACAAUAGCACCUUGAUAAACCAAUUAGGCGAUCCAAGAAGCAUAUCUGACUUGGCUGUUGCCAACCUCGACUGGGACCCUUAUGCUCCCCGGGGAAUAGAUUGUCUUGGAGUUGACUAGCAGUGCUUUUCGUUCCCACCCGAAAAGCUUGCUCAACAGACCUUUUUUGGCCAGUUGAUGGAUAUACCAACAGCAACAGCUUUCGCGGAAGCUGCGCGCUUCGGUUCCACAGACUGUUCUCCGUUGCCAUAGUUUUCAGGCUCCGCCGUUCCUUCGUCCCCUGUGAACAGACAUGACAUGGUGAAUAACCCAACAGUUCAUGGGCGAGGACUUAGUCAGUGCUCUUCGAUUGCAAGUACAACACUCGCGAGCAGUAUCAGCAGCGUUCUCUCCCAACCGUAUCUGCCGUCAGACAUCGAUUCACCAGAGCAUAGCGCCGCAGUUCACCAUCUCAAAAAAAUGGUCACAGUUUACUUUGCGGACUUCUAUCGUGGGUUACCAGUCAUGCUUCAACCGAUAUGGGAC